Pararge aegeria (speckled wood butterfly) is the source of this 1868-nucleotide messenger RNA. It is a transcript of the gene Nthl1, whose product is annotated as endonuclease III homolog. Gene Ontology annotation, molecular function: DNA-(apurinic or apyrimidinic site) endonuclease activity; oxidized pyrimidine nucleobase lesion DNA N-glycosylase activity; 4 iron, 4 sulfur cluster binding. The record is from RefSeq and is a predicted model, not a curated record. Gene Ontology annotation, biological process: base-excision repair, AP site formation; base-excision repair; nucleotide-excision repair. Bases 186 to 1721 code for a protein of 511 amino acids. NCBI's taxonomy places the organism in Eukaryota, Metazoa, Arthropoda, Insecta, Lepidoptera, Nymphalidae. Gene Ontology annotation, cellular component: nucleus. The transcript has 5 exons.
CUUUUGAUUUAUGGCUUUUCGUAGUGCCAAAAUAUUUCUCACUUAUCUAGCUAAUGUCCAAUUAAUCUGUGGACUGGGCGUACCAUAAUAAUCUGUGGGACUGGUUAUAACUUUAUAAACAACUUUUGAAAUUUUUGAAAGUACAAAUAACUAUUCAAAAAAUAAUCGCUAGAAUACUCAAGGAUAUGCCUCGUGGGAAAAUGAAAUUAAUUGCAGCAGGCAUCGAGUCUGAUAGCAAAAUAAAAAUAAAUCCUUCAGAAGACCUUGGAGUAGAAUCCCAAGUUGUUGUCCCCGAUUUGAAAAAAUUUAAAUUUGAGAAAAAGACUCAUGUGAAAAUAGAGUUCGAAAAGGAUUCUCCGACUAAAUGGGACGACAAAGGCCUAUGGGAACCACCAAAUUGGAAAGAAUUUCUAGUUAACUUGAGGAAUAUGCGGUCCAAUAAUGAUGCUCCAGUGGACUCCAUGGGUUGUCAUAUGUGCAUGGACGAAGAUGCUUCACCAAAGGUCACAAGAUAUCAAAGUUUAAUAUCACUGAUGUUGUCAAGUCAGACAAAGGAUCAAGUGACAUUUGCAGCUAUGGAGCGCCUACGGGCAAGAGGACUAACUGUGGACAGUGUGCUAAACAUGACAGAUGAAGAGUUAGGCAAACUGAUUUACCCUGUUGGCUUUUGGAAGACCAAGGUGAAUUACAUAAAGAAAACAACGCAGACCCUGAAAGAUCAUUAUGACAGUGAUAUACCUGACUCUGUGGAUAAACUCUGCAAAUUGACUGGAGUUGGACCAAAAAUGGCACAUAUUUGUAUGAAAGUUGCAUGGAAUAAAGUCACUGGUAUUGGUGUAGACACACAUGUUCAUAGAAUAAGCAACAGAAUAGGCUGGGUAAAAACCCCCACUCGCACACCGGAGGACACACGAAAAUCACUAGAAACUUGGUUACCAUUAGACUUAUGGAGUGAAGUAAAUCAUUUAAUGGUUGGAUUUGGACAAACUAUAUGUUUACCGAUAGGUCCUAUGUGUCAUGAAUGUUUGAACAAUGAUAUCUGCCCUUCUAGUGGUAAGGGAAGGAAAUCACCCAAUAAGAAAUCCCCUAGGAAAGUAAAAGAGGAGAUAAAAGUUGAGAAAGUUGAAUUAGAAGAUGUAAAAAAGUCCCUUAGGAAAGUAAAACAGGAGUUAAAAGUUAUAGAUGUACAAACAAACGAUAAUUCAACAGUGAUGAUAAAUCAAACAAAUUAUAAAGAAAAGAAAUCACCUUGUAGAAGAUCUCAAAGGAAAAUAAAAGAAGAGUUAGUUGAAGAAGAUACAAGUAAUACUGGGAAAGAUAUACAAAUUAAUGAUUCAACAGUAAGUCUAUUAAAUGAUCUAAGGACAAAAACUUCUAACAAGAAGUCCCCAAAGAGGGAGAAAGGAAAUAUUAUAGAUCAAAAUAUUGACUUAGAGGCAUCAAUGAAUUCUGUAGAAGAUACAAAAAUGAAAAAGGUUAAUAGAAAAGUAUUGAGUCCAAGUAGAAUUACAAUAGAAGUUAAAAAUGCAGAAAAUGAAGAGUAUCAAAAAAGCAAAACAUUGAAUACAAAUAAUAAAACUUUGAACAUAGACAAAAUAAUUACAGGAACAAAAACACUUGAAAGUAAGCCUGAUGAAUCAAAAAAUAGUCAAAAAAGAAAGUCACCUAAACAAGCAAAUAAAAAUACUUCCACAGAAAAAUCAAGUAAAAAAAAGAAAUAGCCAAAAAACAAGAAAAAAAAUCUGUGAAUAAAGUUUUUGUCUUCUGUGUAUUAUGCAAUCAGCUGUAAUAUUUAAGUUUUUUUCCAUUGAUUGGGCAUGUUUAAUUUUUAAGAAUUAGAAAUUAAAACCAUGUUAAUUAAGAUGAAA